Molecule: messenger RNA, 1176 nt
Organism: Pteropus alecto (black flying fox)
Lineage: Eukaryota; Metazoa; Chordata; Mammalia; Chiroptera; Pteropodidae
Product: nascent polypeptide-associated complex subunit alpha-like
Biological process (GO): protein targeting to membrane
Cellular component (GO): cytoplasm; nascent polypeptide-associated complex
Source: RefSeq, a predicted model, not a curated record
AUGGCGGCUGGUUUGAGCUGCAAGAAAAUGUACCUGGCCAAGAGCAAGCAGAGUUUUACUCACACAAGCAGAGGAAGGGGUUAUCUCAUUGGGGGAGCAGCUGCUUUCUCAGGUGGAUUGGAGCAAGAUGUGCUGCAGGAGCAGAUAGUGUCCAAUGGAGCAACAGAAAGAGCAGAUAACAUCCAUGAGAAACAGCAGAAUAUGUCCUUGGCAGCAGGCACUGCUGAGAGCCCUUUGUUUACUGCCUUCCUGGUGGCUGCUGAGCAGGCAGACAUCUGUCUUCUGAAUAAUAGACAUUCUGACUGGUGUAAAGGAACAGCUUCACUGUGUUCAUCCAUUCUUUUGAGUUCAGCGAGCAUUUUUAUGACCAUUACUUUGAACUCUUUAUCAGCUGUUCAGCUAGACCUCAGGUUCUUGUUAGAAGAAGUUGCUCCAUAUCUAGCUAAAGAUCUGUUGUAUCCCUGGAAGGAGACGUGGGUCACUCUCUGGCUCCCUCUCUUUCCGCUGCUACCUUGGAUCCAUUCCCUUCACAACACACCCAGUGAAGCCACAGAAACUGUCCCUACCACAGAGAGUGAGUUGCCACAUCCCCAGGCUGAGACAGGGUCUGGAAGAGAAUUUGACAAUGAUGAAUCAGUACCAGAGCUUGAGGAACCAGAUUCCACACAGGCAACCACACAACAAGACCAGCUGGCAGGGGGCGAAAUCCAUGAAGAGCCAGUCAAUAAAGCAAAACAUAGCCAGAGUGAAAAGAAGACAAGGAAAGCUAUGUCCAUAUUAGAUCUUCGACAGGUUACGGGGGUCAUUAGGAUCAUUAUCUGGGAAUGUAUGAAUAUCCUUUGUCAUCAAAAACCAGAUGUGUACAAGAGCCUGGCUUCAGAUACCUACACAGCUUUGGGGGAAGCCAAGAUAGAGGAUUUAUCUCAGCAAGCACAGGUAGCAGCUGCUGAGAAAUUCAAAGUUCAAGGUAAAGCAGUCUCAAAUGUUGAAGAAAACACACAAACUCCAACCAUAGAGGAGGAAAGUAAAGAGGAAAAGGCUGAUGAAACAGGUGUGGAAGUUAAGGACAUGGAACCAGUCAUGUCACAAGCAAAUGUGUCUAGAGCAAAGGCAGUCCUUGCCCUGAAAUACAACAGCAAUGAUAUUGUAAAUGGUAUUAUGGAAUUAACAAUAUAA